AUGUUGGACGGAAGGGCCGUGUUCUGGCAGUGGGUUAGCGCCGUCAUCCUACCACGAAGAAGGGAGAGGACUGAGGACCGCAAAGGAGUUUGGAAACCAAACGCGUCCUUCUGGAGAAUGACUCUUGUGGGAUCGCCGGUCAAGAACAAGGGAGGUGCUCAGAUCGAUAAUCGAGGUCGCUGCGAUAACGCACGGUUCUUGGAUACCCGACUGUUGGACGCCUGCUCUGCUUAUAUGUAUACUCCGUUUUUCGAAGUCAUGUUACGUGUGCGAGUGGAGGUACCGCUACCUGAACCUGGAUGGCCAUUCGUGUAUAAACCUGUUGGGGUCUGCAAGAAGGAGAGCGUCUUUUGGAUCGAAUUUUGGAAGGUUCAACGAAUCAGGGCUCAAAUCUAG
Laccaria bicolor S238N-H82 is the source of this 396-nucleotide messenger RNA. RefSeq lists its product as uncharacterized. The coding region runs from base 1 to 396 and encodes 131 amino acids. The record is from RefSeq and is a predicted model, not a curated record. The transcript has 2 exons. NCBI's taxonomy places the organism in Eukaryota, Fungi, Basidiomycota, Agaricomycetes, Agaricales, Hydnangiaceae.